UCGAGAUGCUCAGCGGUGAAAAUGAAUGAUGGAAAGCGAUAUCUGUACAGACAGAUAGAUAGGGGAGCUGGAUAGAGUCUUUGGCUUGGCAGAUGCGCAGCGGUGAAAGUAAAUCAAGGAAAGGAAAGCGAUACCUCGUCUCUCGCUAUCUCUCUCCCGAACCCCCACCAAAUUCAACAUCCACCAUUCUUCUGUUGCCCUGAUUGAUUGUUUCUUGUGGACGCCAUGGCCGCCCACGGCAAGCCCAAGCCCAAGCCGCCCGGCGCCCCCGCGCCGCCGCCGCCCCCACCGCCGCCGUCGGCGGCAGAGGCGAAGAAGGGCUUCAUGCGCCGGAUGUUCCCCUUCCUCCUCGCCGUCAACGCCUUCGUCGGCGCCUACGUGCUCGUCAGGACCUACUACAAGGACUCCCCGGCCAAGACCGCCGACUCUGCUUCCGCCACUGCAACGGCGUCCACAUCGUCUGCCGCCGCCGCCGCCGAGUCCACUGACCCGCCGGUGGCAACGCCCGCCAAGGUGCUCCCGCCGAUCCCCGAGGACGAGCAGCGCCGGGUCUACAAGUGGAUGCUGGAGGAGAAGCGCAAGGUGAGGCCGCGCGACGCCGCCGAGAAGAAGAGGCUCGACGACGACAAGGCCCUGCUCAAGCAGAUCAUCCGCGCCGACACCCUCCCGGUGCUCUGAGACCGGAUGCGUGGAUGGGUGGAUGAAGCUCACCGCCAGAUUGAUCGAGGUUGCUGCUUGCGUCUGUCAUUGCUUUGCCUCAUGUCUCUCUUCUCUGCUAAAGAGAAUGGUUUGCUUGGACUCUUUAGUUAGUUGAUUGUGUCGUGUGGUCCUGUUAUUAUUAUCAUCUUAUAUAAGUUAGUGCGAUGCCGAGAGGCCCAUCUCGAGCUGUUUUAUUUAUAUUUAUGUGGAUGCAGACAGGCUGGUCUUGUUGCUUGUGUUGCCCUGUGCUUCUUCAUGAUAAGGAUUUGGUUCGUCUCAAACAAGAUAGUCAACUGAUUGAUUCA
Messenger RNA from Triticum dicoccoides, 1004 nucleotides. RefSeq names its product transcriptional-regulating factor 1-like. The record is from RefSeq and is a predicted model, not a curated record. Bases 226 to 678 code for a protein of 150 amino acids. Lineage: Eukaryota; Viridiplantae; Streptophyta; Magnoliopsida; Poales; Poaceae. The transcript is spliced from 2 exons.